AACUAGCAAGGCAUUGCAUGAGCUGUGACAGAGAGAGAGAGAGAGAGAGAGAGAGACAGAGAGACAGAGAAACAGGAGGAGAGCUUUGGAGUUUCCUCAACAUUGGUUUGGCAUAAUCGCCCCUUUUCUUCUUUCGUCCUCGGCUCUUCCAAAGGAUUAACCAAAAAAGCCAAACCUUCAAUUUUUUUGUGGCAGUCUCUGCCAUACCUAUUAAUCUCAACUUCUUUUUCUUUUUUUAAUGCUUGUCUAAUCUUAUGGGCUCUGGGUCUGUAUACACUUGUAUUGUCAUUCUCUUUCUCUCGCUAUUUAUAUAAGCUUAAAAAAAUAAAGAUCCUUGCUUUUCUCUCUAUCGCUGCAGCUGCAAUACAUAUUUUCAUUUCUUGAUAUAGACUGUCAGUAGAAUAGAUGGCAAAUGCUUCUGGAUUGUUUACCCCUUCAGCACCAAGCCUAAGGAGGAGGAGGAUUAGACCUUCAAUAGGGAUUAUUGGAUCUGGGUUUUUCUCCUCCGAUGGAAUAUCAAAGAGGGUAUUCUGCUCCGCCACCAUUGAAGGUGAAGACAAGCUUUCUAGUUCUCAAUCUCGAAUACCCAGGCUCAUUAGUAAAGGCUGCAAGCUAGUUGGAAGUGGCUCAGCAGUACCCACUCUUCAGGUUUCAAAUGAUGAUCUUGCAAAACUAGUCGACACAAGUGAUGAAUGGAUAUCUGUUCGAACUGGGAUUCGUAAUCGAAGAGUUCUUGCAGGCAAAGAUAGUUUGAUUUCUCUAGCAACGGAGGCAUCUAGGAAGGCUCUUGAGAUGGCCAAGGUGGAGCCUGAUGAUGUGGACCUAGUUUUAAUGUGCUCGUCUACACCAGAGGAUCUUUUUGGUAGUGCUCCUCAGAUCCAGAAAGCACUUGGCUGCAAAAGAAAUCCUUUGGCUUAUGAUAUUACAGCUGCAUGUAGUGGAUUCAUUUUGGGUCUGGUUUCAGCUGCUUGUCAUAUCAGGGGAGGUGGGUUCCAAAAUGUAUUGGUUAUUGGUGCUGAUUCUCUUUCUCGGUAUGUUGACUGGACGGAUAGAGGAACUUGUAUACUCUUUGGGGAUGCUGCGGGCGCUGUGCUUGUACAGGCCUGUGACAGUGAAGAUGAUGGUUUGUUUAGUUUUGACUUGCAUAGUGAUGGUGAUGGCCAAAGACACUUGAAUGCCGCCAUCAAAGAAAAUGAAGUGGAUCACGCACUGGGAUCUAAUGGUUCAGUUUUAGGCUUCCCUCCCAGGCGCUCCUCAUAUUCUUGCAUUCAGAUGAAUGGAAAAGAGGUUUUUCGCUUUGCUGUGCGAUGUGUGCCACAAUCUAUAGAGUCUGCUCUUGAAAAGGCUGGUCUCACUGGGUCUAGCAUUGAUUGGUUACUGCUCCACCAGGCAAAUCAGAGGAUCCUUGAUGCAGUUGCAACACGUUUACAAGUCCCACCAGAAAGGGUUAUAUCAAAUUUAGCAAAUUAUGGCAACACAAGUGCUGCUUCAAUUCCACUUGCAUUGGAUGAAGCCGUUCGAAGUGGGAAGGUGAAGCCAGGCCACACCAUUGCAUCUGCAGGUUUUGGGGCCGGCCUAACCUGGGGUUCUGCAAUUAUUAGAUGGGGCUGAAAAUAUUCAUUUCCUACCAGUGACCACUACAAAAUCGAAACGACGAGAAUUUACUUGUAGCGUGCAGUUAUACAGUUCUUUCAAGUGGGUUGCAUUAAAAAAAAAAAAAUCACAGAUAUUGCCAAUGCAAAAUCUCUAAUGACUCCUUUUUUCUUUGCUUGCUUUAUGUUGGCUACUUUAUUUUUGCAACUCCAAUAAAUUUUAUUCUUUUGUA
Messenger RNA from Manihot esculenta (cassava), 1825 nucleotides. RefSeq names its product 3-oxoacyl-[acyl-carrier-protein] synthase 3 A, chloroplastic. NCBI's taxonomy places the organism in Eukaryota, Viridiplantae, Streptophyta, Magnoliopsida, Malpighiales, Euphorbiaceae. Gene Ontology annotation, molecular function: 3-oxoacyl-[acyl-carrier-protein] synthase activity. The record is from RefSeq and is a predicted model, not a curated record. The transcript is spliced from 8 exons. Gene Ontology annotation, biological process: fatty acid biosynthetic process. Gene Ontology annotation, cellular component: chloroplast. The coding region runs from base 406 to 1611 and encodes 401 amino acids.